Molecule: messenger RNA, 1600 nt
Organism: Archocentrus centrarchus (flier cichlid)
Lineage: Eukaryota; Metazoa; Chordata; Actinopteri; Cichliformes; Cichlidae
Gene: ric3a
Product: RIC3 acetylcholine receptor chaperone a
Exons: 6
Coding region: 57-1499 (480 amino acids)
Biological process (GO): synaptic transmission, cholinergic; protein localization to cell surface
Cellular component (GO): intracellular membrane-bounded organelle; neuronal cell body; neuron projection
Source: RefSeq, a predicted model, not a curated record
UACCAGCUUUCCCGUUCAAGUGAAAUUAAUGCGUGGCUGUCAUUUUCUGGAACAAAAUGUCGAUAACAACUUGCCAGAAGGUUACUCUUAUAUCAUGCUCUGUUCUCUGCAUUUCUCUCUUUCUGCCCAGAAUGCUUUUGCCCCGAGCGAAACAGGAGAUGGGGCAGCCUGAGGUUGGACCUGGGUUCUACCCUCCUGCCAUGCGCAAGCUGUCAGUGCCUGAAGACCCAGAACAGUGGGAUGUGGACCCUCCGUAUUCAGUGGCACACAGUCUGGAGAGGAUGGCAAAAAUAAAAGGCAUCAGACAAGGCAAAAAAUACAACCUGAUGGCUCAGGUGAUACCCUUAUAUGGCUUUGGGAUCCUUCUUUACAUCGUGUAUAUUAUCCAUAAGCUGACAUGUAGGGGGAAGACUAAUAAAUCAGGAAAGUACUCUACAGUAACCAUGGCAAACAGGAAGAGUACAAUUAUCACUGAUAAUGAGCUCGCCAGGCUUCAGGAGAGGCUGCUGCAAACAGAAGCGAUGAUGGAGAGGAUUGUCUCUAAGAGGAGCAAUUGUUCUGAGAGUGGCAGACGAAGGAGGAGUAAAACCACAACUUCAAAGAAGGAGGAGAAAUUACUUAGGCAACUGAGACAGAUCACACAGCUGAUGCAAGAGGGCCGACUGGAGGGAGCCUCCCCAGAGAUGGAGGCUGAGAUGGUCCCAUACGGUGCAGACUGGGAAGGCUACCCAGAGGAGACAUACCCAGAAUAUGAUGAACCCUGUCCCAGACGUGGACUUAAGACAGUUAAACUUGAGGAACCUCCCACACAGCCCACUGCUGAGGCCCUUGCAGAGAGAAUGGAGCAAGAGGAGGAAGAGGUUAUGGCAAGGAAACUCUCCAUAGUGAAAGAGGAAGAUGAAGAUGAAGAAGAAGAGGAGGAGGACACAGAAGCACAAGAUGAGGAGGAGAAUGAAGAGGAAGAAGGGGAGGCAUUAGAUGAAGUUAUGGGAGCAGAGGAAGGCAUAGAGGAGGACGAGGAGGAGGAGGAGGAAGAGGCUGAGGCAGAGAAAAGGCAUUUGCUCCAUCCUCCAUUAUCUCAGCCUGCUCCGGGAAGAACACCAGUGAGAAUUGGUUUGGAGGUAAAGAAAGAGCUGCAGUGUGGUGGGAAGAAGCAAAUCAGCUUCAGCGACCACAGAGACGUCUUCCACUACCCUAAAGAGGAUACGUUCGAGGACGGGGAAGAGAGCAAGGACGAGGAGGUGGAGGAAGAGGACGAGGACGAGGAGACAGAGGUGGAAGAAGAGGAGGAAGCUGAUGAAGAUGAUCCAGUGAUGGAGGCAGAGAGCCUGCAGUUCAGCUGUGACGGCAGUUCAAACCCAGAGGAAGAAGCAGAGGAGGAUACAGAAGGAAAUUUUUUAAUGUCAUUGCCCACGGAGGGCAACAGUCGUAUCCAUGCAGAUGCAUCUAAAGACGUCGGGGUGAGCGGACUGAGGAUGCGGAACAGGAGGGAGACAUGAGGAGUUUUCCCGCAUCUGAAAUGAGUUUUAAAACAUACAGUGAACUUCGACCUGUGUUUCUAUUUCUUCCUUAUAUGUUUAAACCAUAAACCCCAAAAUAA